This is a messenger RNA of Peronospora matthiolae, 351 nucleotides long. The record is from the annotation of a GenBank genome assembly. NCBI's taxonomy places the organism in Eukaryota, Oomycota, Peronosporomycetes, Peronosporales, Peronosporaceae.
AUGCUCCACGACAUAUUGAAGUCGCUCAAUUUUCGCCAGAGCUACACGGACAGCUGCUUUUACAAUCAAGAGGAUAUCAAGGGCUACACGGACAGCUGCUCAUACAUUCAAGAGGAUAUCAAGGGCAAGACACUCGUGGGCAUAUAUGUGGAUGAUUUACUAGCUACGGGUACCAGUGUAAAGAAGGUUGACGAGUUCUUUAAUGGCAUGAAGGUUGUUGAGCUUAAGGAUCUCGGCGCCGUUGCCAAGUUUCUUGGCAUCGUUUUUGACUAUGAUGUCGAAUCCGGCUGGGAAUUAGACCAGGAAUGUGUCAUCGAAGAAAUGCUCGAGAAGUUUGGGUUGUCCAAGUAG